Molecule: messenger RNA, 3722 nt
Organism: Gadus macrocephalus (Pacific cod)
Lineage: Eukaryota; Metazoa; Chordata; Actinopteri; Gadiformes; Gadidae
Product: specifically androgen-regulated gene protein
Exons: 4
Coding region: 1007-2938 (643 amino acids)
Source: RefSeq, a predicted model, not a curated record
GGGAAGCGGAUACAAGCCCUUUUGUCUCAUUAAACUGGCUGUUGGACCCAGGCCAGGCUGCGAUAGCGGCUUGUACACAUAGCUACAACUAACAAAGAUUGAUAAUAAAUGAUAAGGUAGCCUGAGCCUGAAGACAAAACGCUCUUAAGAUGUAGUUCCAUGCAUUCGUUGUGAUUGAUCCUGCUGAGUGUAGGCCGACUGGGACCGUGUCAUUGAUCAUACAGUAUGUCUACAUUUUCACACCUACGUUUUCCUAUGUAGCUGGCCCUGACACCAUACUCCUUUUUCUUGGCUUGGCGUUGUGAGUGUGUAUGCACUGGAGAUGAACAGUCGUAAACAAAUUGAUUUGAGUUAGUCAAAGUCAUUGUCAGCCUAAUGGGAUCAACAUAGAACAGGUUUAGCAAAGAGGACCUUAGCGUUUUAUUUGGUUGUUUUUGCGGUGCCGCCCUGUUUGGUUCUUUUGUGUGUGUUACUGCACUAUACUGUGAGAGAGCAAUGAAGAGGUAUCCAAAUAUCUUAAUUGUACUGUAAUACAAUCUAUUAUUCUUUAAAGAAUGGAUGUCCUUAUAAAGAGAUGAGUCCUUAUAGAGAGAUUUCAAUAUGACAUUCAUUUGAUAUUCUUUAGUUUAUAUUAUUAUUUUUUAUAUUUUGAAUAGGCUACAGAUGGGCCUUGCCACUGCGAAACCCGCGGGUGGUUUAGGAAGUGGGUGAUCAAAUGUUCUCUGAUUGGCUGAGACGCUCUUGGUAUGGUAAUUUGCUCACCUGGCUGGGAUCGACCACCUGGGCCCCGCCCCUUCAUUUAAAUAAGGGCAGGACAUGACAGCAGAGACAGGUGCUUAUUCGGAUCUCAAUGGACUACGCGACCUGAUGUCUACGUUUUAUCCGAUGUGGCGUUAACUUAAGUCAACUCUCCAUGGUUGAUGGUCUGAUUUGCACUUUGCGGUGAUAUUUAGACAAGAGGCCCCUGGAGCUCCGGGGCCUGCCCUAAUCGUUUUCUCUCUGUGCGAUGCCUAAGAGUGACACGUGGCCCGGCAGCGUUGCCCCAGAACCUUCCAGCAGUAAUAUGGACAGCGCUGGAAGCUGUGACAGCGUGAUCAGCACCAACUCUGGCUUUAGUGUGGACAGUCUGCAGCACCUGUCUGCCGCGGAGAGGGAGUGUCUUAUGUAUCUGGAGGAAACAAUUGACUCUCUGGACGUGGAUGAAGACAGUGGACUGUCCAAUGAUGAGCCAGAAACUUCCCAUCAGGCUGCAGCUAUAGCCGUCCACCCCUCAAAAGCUGCGGAUCAGAGCGGAGAAGACUCUGAAAGGGACCAGGGCAGACCUGUCCAUCAUGGGGUGCCCACAACCCUUCCCCUGGCCAACGGUUUUGGGAACCUCCCACAGAUGGCCCCGGCAGACGUCCAUGAACCUAAAACCCCUGAGGUGUCAAACAACUCCAACACUCCGUUGGAAACAGAAACAGGAGAAUUGGAAACAUCUAAGUUACACUGUGAGGUACAAGGAAUUGACUCCGCAACCGACUCAUUGGCUCCGCAAGCACAGAUGUUGGCUUCAGCGGCAGAUGGGGACUGUGACCUGUGUGCCCCCUCGGACACUAAGCUUGAGCCCAAUCAGUCCAGCCCUCAGCCUGAGACUGAGCUGAUUUUGAUCCCCCCUCCGUCUGACUUCAUGGAUGAACCAGGGCCUGAGCCACAAUCAAGGCCAGAGCCACAACCAGGGCCAGAGCCACAACCAGAGCCUGAACCACAAUCAGGGCCUGAGCCACAACCAGAGCCUGAACCACAAUCAGGGCCUGAGCCACAACCAGAGCCUGAACCACAAUCAGGGCCUGAACCACAACCAGAGCCUGAACCACAAUCAGGGCCUGAGCCACAACCAGAGGAGCGCCCGGAUCCUACCGUACCCGUGGAGACGCCUGUCAGAAGACAGCACGUCGAUGUGGAGGAGCUCCGUAAGAGAGCCUCCAGCAAGAGAGCUCCUGUGAGCUCCGAUGUCGUCCAUCCACCGGUCCCCCACCUGGCUGUGGCAGAAGUGCCUGAGACUCCCAGUGCACCCCACUCCCAGACAGUUACCACAGCCAACCUUCUCCCUGAACAUCUUGAGCCCAAGAGCCCACCUGCUGUGGCCCCAAAGCCCAAGAAACUUCCCUCAAACAUCAUCUUCAAGUCCCAGAAGCCUUUGGCCGAUAGUAACUUCUCCCCACCUGCCAGUGACAGGAUGCUGUCGGAAGGCCAGAAGAUCCGCAUGGAAGCGCUCAGAAAGCUUGGUCUCCUCAAAGCCGAAGACGCAGACUUAGAUCCACGCCUGAGUCUGCCUACUAGUUCCCACUCCAGGAGGUCUUGGGCUGCCCCCUUGUCUCCAGCAGCUCGGCAAACUCCCCCAUCACCUUCGAUUCGAACGCCAUCGCCUACCGUUUCCACCGUCCCAGUGCCCCCUCCCUGGGCCGAGGUUUCCACACAGGCCAACGCGGCUUUGACGCCGGCAGCUCUGGCCAAAGAUAUUCUCCCAGUGCCUUCUGCUUUCAGUGACACCGGUGAACCACCGUCCCUAUAUCACAGCCAGGAAGCAUCUCCCGCUAAGAUCAUUAUCUCAGCGCCCACCGUUAACACCGGUGUCAAAUCUGCCACCCUUGCACACUCGGGAACAGGCUUGAGUAGCCUCAAGCCAAGCCUCGGCGAGCUGCGUAACGGCCGCCCGCGCCCCGCCUCUCUGGGCUCCGGGAAGGACUUUUCACAUGUCAAGGUGGAGGCGUUAGCGCCCAACGCUAAGGAUGCUAGCACCAGGAGGUCCACCCCGGUCGCCCCUGUCUCGCAGAACGCUGGAGAGUCCACGGGAGUGCCUCGCUACCACGGGGUCAGCGUGGUCAUCUGCCCCCGCGCGGAAAACGACGAGGGCCGACGCCAUGCCCUCAAGAAGCUUGGUCUACUGAAGGACUAGCCGCCGCCUGGACCCAUUUUACCGUCUGUUGUUCUGGGCUCUCUGCCCCCUUCGAAGGACCUCAGAUGGUGAUUGGCUAAGUGAGCAAAGCAGAUGUACAGUCUCUGCUGUGUCGUGUAACUUUAUUGUUGUGUUAAAUGGUCUUUUCAAGUGUAACCGUACUAUCAUGGUUAUUUGAUUUCUCUUGUUUUAUUUUUCUUAGAAUAUAAGCAAGGGCAUUUUUUUUACAUUUUUAUCAAUUCAUAUGCAUCCAACUUCUUCUGGAGCUCGGUGACUAUAUAUAUAUAUAUAUAUAUACGAGUAUAUGUAUAUAUGUAUACAUAGAUAUAUAUAUAGACACACAGCUCCAGAAGAAAUGGCUUAUACAGUAGUAGCUUGGUGGCUUAUACCAGAUAUAAGCUACUAUAUAUAUAUAGUAGUAGCUUAUAUCUGGUCAAAUGCAACUUUGUUUUUUUUGUUAUUUAUCAUGUCAAUGCCCUUUGUGCUUCUUUCAUAAAUGCUUGCCUACAACCUUCUUCUGAUUUUGGUUUGUAAAAUAAGUGGGUAUGCAUGACUUUUAUGAUGCAUUGUAAGAUAAGGGGACAAUCAACACUCACUUGAAAGUCACUUGAUAAAGCAUGAGCUAAAUGUAAAUGUAACUGCAGUAAAUGUAAGCUAGACGAUGAAUGUUGGAUAUGAAGGGACGCAAUGAAGGAUUUCAGACACUGAUUUCUUAUUUAUAUUGAAAAGUAAUGCAUUGCACUUAAAAUAUUAAUAAAAUGCUAUAAAGUUUUUAAACAUAUAA